Messenger RNA from Anopheles coluzzii, 1077 nucleotides. Its product is annotated as protein stunted-like. The transcript has a single exon. The coding region runs from base 833 to 1012 and encodes 59 amino acids. The record is from RefSeq and is a predicted model, not a curated record. Gene Ontology annotation, cellular component: mitochondrial inner membrane. NCBI's taxonomy places the organism in Eukaryota, Metazoa, Arthropoda, Insecta, Diptera, Culicidae. Gene Ontology annotation, molecular function: proton-transporting ATP synthase activity, rotational mechanism. Gene Ontology annotation, biological process: proton motive force-driven mitochondrial ATP synthesis.
CCGACCAGGAGGAAGCCACUGCUUACGGAAAAUGUAACAAAAAUAUCAUUUCGGUUUCGGAUAUCCCAGAUAUUCCUUUCAAGUCUCUUCCCUCCUAAACAACUCGCUGGCUUUGUGUCUCCGGCGUAUGUGCGGUUACGGUGCCCAUUGUAGUGCUGGUUGUUGGCAUUAUCCACGGUGUCAAAAUUAGAGCACCCGAUCGAGGAGCAUUAUGUGUCAAAAAGGAAAAAAAAACACACACACACGGCCAGCCACUCCAGUCAAGGUGCGCAAGUAAGUAGUUUGGUUUCAUCGCGCAGCUAUUAUUUGUUCGCCACAACACAUAAGCCGGCCCUGUUAAGCGAGACAUAAACAAACGAUGCCAAACACCAAAUAGGCCCAACCGGAAGGGCUGUUGUUUGGCACAGUCUUCGGGGUGAGAAAUCUGCUCAUUCAAGCGAUGCGCCCGCUCCGUCUGUCCCGAAGCGAGGCACACUCGGUGUGAAAAUGUGCACAGAAAAAGAUGUGUGAAAACGGAUCAUUAGCGCAGCAGGCGGUGAAAUAAAUGCGGUAGGCACGGUUUUCGCAAACCGCCCGACAGCCGACAGGAAAAAAGGUGUUGUUAUUCUGGCACGGUACAGCUUGUUCGGUUCGGUUGAGUGUGUUAAGUGUUUAAUAAUUCGAGGUGUAUGUUAUAAAUUACGCCAGGAAAUCGGUUGAAGUGAUUGAUUCUAGAUAUCGAUUGCUGCCAGUCGGAGAGAAAACCGGGGGGAAAACGGUGGUUGCCAAGCUACCAAACACCAGACGGAUAGAUCCACUCUUGGAGGCUUUUUCUCAAAAUCUGUGCCACAACAUGGCCGCUUGGAGAGCUGCUGGAUUGAAUUACAUCAACUACUCCAACAUUGCCGCCCGAAUGGUGCGAAAAGCGUUGAAGCCAGCAUUGCGGGCAGAUGCCGCUCGACGGGAAGAAUCGCACAUCAAAAUGACCAAGUGGAAGGAUGGAAAGUCGGAGAAGUCGGCUACGGAGGCGUAGGGAGGAGCUAUCGUGGGGAUAGAUAAACAUGCUUGUUAAAUAAAUUUGAGAAAAUAUUUGAGUUA